This is a messenger RNA of Aureococcus anophagefferens, 981 nucleotides long. RefSeq lists its product as hypothetical. The transcript has a single exon. NCBI's taxonomy places the organism in Eukaryota, Pelagophyceae, Pelagomonadales, Pelagomonadaceae. Gene Ontology annotation, biological process: steroid catabolic process. The record is from RefSeq and is a predicted model, not a curated record. Bases 1 to 981 code for a protein of 326 amino acids. Gene Ontology annotation, molecular function: estradiol 17-beta-dehydrogenase [NAD(P)+] activity. Gene Ontology annotation, cellular component: cytosol.
AUGGCGGCGCAGCGGUCGCGCGAGGGCUACUUCGGCGACGCGUCGGCGUCGACGCCGUCGAACAAGGGCGGCGCGCCGCGCAUCGUGCUCGGCGACGCCUACGGGCGGCCGCGCCGCGGCGAAACGUCGCUGGGCCGGCUGGGCCUCGACGAGGCGGCCGUGGAGCGCGGGCUCCGGGGCUGCGCGGGCCGCUACGCCGACCGCGUCGUGAUCGUCACCGGCGCCGCGCGGGGCAUCGGCGAGGGCUGCGCGCGCGUCUUCUUCGAGGCCGGCGCGGCCGUCGUUUUAGUCGACCGCGACGAGAAGGGCGGCGCGGCGCUCGCCGCGGAGCUCAACGGCCAGGACUGGAGCCUCGACGAGGCCUCGGGCCGCGCCAAGUUCGUCAAAGCCGACGUCUCCGUCGCCGCGGAGCUCCAAGCCGCCGUCGCCGCGACCGUCGCGACCUUCGGCCGCGUCGACUGCGUCGUCAACAACGCCGGGUGGCACCCGCCGCACAAGCCCAUCGACGACUUCUCCGUCGACGACGUCCAGGACCUGCUCCAGCUCAACUUCGUGUCGGCCUUCGCGCUCUGCAAGUUCGCGCUGCCGCACCUCCGGGCGUCGAAGGGCUGCAUCGUCAACAUGUCGUCGCUCGUGGGCCACUUCGGCCAGGCCAAGGCCUGCACCUACGCCGCGACCAAGGGCGCGCUCACGGCCUUCACGAAGGCCCUCGCCAUCGACGAGGCGCCCAACGGCGUCCGCGUCAACUCCGUGUCGCCGGGCAACAUCUGGACGCCGCUCUGGAAGGCGGGCGCCGACGCGGACGCGGACCCCGCGGCCGCGCGCGCCGCCGGCGACCGCGCCCAGGUCAUGGGCCGCAUGGGCACGAUCCUCGAGGCGGGCCGGCUCUGCCUCUGCAUCGCCGCGGACAUGACGUUCACGACGGGCGUGGACCACAUCCUCUCCGGCGGCGCGGAGAUCGGCUACGCCAUGCGCGCCUAG